Messenger RNA from Paramacrobiotus metropolitanus, 3027 nucleotides. RefSeq lists its product as uncharacterized. The coding region runs from base 1 to 3027 and encodes 1008 amino acids. The record is from RefSeq and is a predicted model, not a curated record. The transcript is spliced from 2 exons. Gene Ontology annotation, molecular function: nucleic acid binding; zinc ion binding. NCBI's taxonomy places the organism in Eukaryota, Metazoa, Tardigrada, Eutardigrada, Parachela, Macrobiotidae.
AUGUCUACUGAAAAGAAAGCGCAGAAUCUGAUACGGUUUAACCCGGACCAGCUACCAUGGACAUCAUGGAAGUCGUUGUUAAAGAACUAUUUUGCCCUUGCGGAAAUAGCCGCCACGAAACAGAAAGAAGUGCUGCUGAACAGUCUGGAAGUCCGAGCCUUCCAAGACCUUGUCAGCGCCUGUCGACCAAAGGAGCCUACGGAGCUGUCGUACGAUGAGCUUAUCAAGAAGCUGGACGAUACGUACAUAAAGGUCACCUACCAAACGACUGAAUGGGCCUCGUUUUUCUCUACUCGACAGAAAUCCAGCCAAUCGCUAGUGGCUUUCUCUAACGAACUACGGGAUAAAACUUACACAUGUAAGUUUCCUGGGACGUUGUUGGAGGAUUUACUCAGCUCAGUGUUUGUGGCUGGAGUGUACAGCGAUACCACGAGGCGCCAUCUCAUGUCGCAAGAGCUUAAGUCCUUCGACGAGACACUGCAGAUCGCAAAACGGUUUGAGACUGGCCAGGAAGAGGCCAAGGUCAACAACAACCUCCAAGAAGACAUCGUGAAGGCGACCUCAUCCCGUCGAAGCUUCAAGCCAAAUGGUGGUGCCAAAGCCAAGCGAGCUCCAAACAGCGGUGGCGGCAAAGCGUGCUAUCGGUGUGGAAACACGAACCACGACCAAGAGCAAUGUCGGUUCAAGGACCAGAACUGUCGCAAUUGUGGCAAGGCCGGCCAUAUUGCGCGGGUCUGCAAGUCCAAACAGGCAAGCGGAUAUCAAGGAGGGCAACGCGGUAGCGGGAGCAGCCGGACAGGAGCCGUGUACGACAUUCUGCACACUAGCUCGCCAGACGGAAACCCGAUGCAGAUGUGCAUCAAGGUCAACGGACGGUCAGUAACUUUUGAACUGGACACCGGAUCCGGGAAGACCAUUGCAUCAAGGCAAAUGUGGCAAUCAGUGGGAUCACCUAAACUGUCCCCAUACAAAGGAUUGCUGCGCAGUUUCACUGGCCACACAAUACGAGUACUAGGCGUGUGCAAGGUGAACGCAGAGCACCGGAACAGCACAGCCAGUGACCUUGAGAUGAUAGUGGCUGAUAAGGGCGGCGGGAUCUUGGGAAGAGACUGGAUCCGCGCGCUAAACAUGGGCGACCUGAAGUUCAGCGAAUUGUCAACGUCAGCCGUUCACACGGUGGCGGAACCGGACACGCUGGAAAGUAUCCUCGCGCAGAACAAGGAACUGUUCCGGGAUGAGCUAGGAUGCUGCCGGACAUUUCAAGCGCAUCUAUACCUGAAGCCAGGCGCCAUACCGAAGUUCUGCAAACCACGCCCAGUGCCGUUCGCGCUCAGACAACCAGUGGAAGAAGACUUGGAGCGUUUGGUACGACUGGGAGUGUUGGUCAAGGUCGAUCGGGCAAAGUGGGCCGCACCAAUUGUGAUAGUCCGUAGAGUGAAACGGAAAGUGCGAACAUGUGCCGACUUGAGCACAGGGCUAAACGACGCGCUGGAUAUACAGAGAUAUCCGCUGCCUCUGCCCGAUGAACUGUUUGCAGUACUGAACGGAGGCGAAGAAUUUACGACAAUAGACAUGUCUGAUGCGUACCAUCAAGUUCCGCUGGAUGAGGAAAGCAGCUGGUUGGUGGUGAUCAAUACGCACCGUGGUCUAUUCCGCUACACACGACUGCCAUUCGGUGUGGCGGCAGCACCCAGCAUAUUCCAGCAACUGAUGGAAAGUAUGCUUAGUGGUAUCGAUUACCUGGCGAUAUUCCAAGAUGAUGUCAUCGUCACGGGACGGAACCGGAAGGAGCAUCUCGGAAAUGUGACGCAAACACUAACGCGCAUGAGGGAACAAGGAUUCACACUGAAGGCAGAGAAGUGUCACUUUCUCCAAGCCUCAGUGGAGUAUCUCGGAUUCGUGGUGGAUAAGCACGGGCGCCACGUAUCCGUCAGCAAGGUACAGGCCAUACUGGAUAUGCCGGCACCGGAAGACGUUCAGCAGCUCCGGUCAUUCUUAGGAAUGAUCAACCACUACAGCCGAUUCAUCGCUCAGCUAGCAACGAAAACUUACUGUAUGAAUUCGUUGCUGAAAGCGGAUGUCGAUUGGGCGUGGUCACGGGAGUGUGAAUCUGCCUUCCAAGGCCUGAAGAAAGAGCUGGCGGAGGCAACGAUGCUGGUCCACUACGAUCCAGCAAAGCCACUGAUACUAGCAGCUGAUGCAUCACAGUAUGGCAUUGGCGCAGUGAUCAGCCACCGCGGCCCGGAGCGGUACGCCCAGAUUGAAAAAGAGGCGCUGGCUCUGGUCUUCGGAGUGAAGAAAUUUGACCAGUAUCUGGCCGGACGCGAGUUCGUAUUACUCACCGACCAUAAGCCACUGGUCACGAUAUUCGGAAGUAAAGCCGGAAUCCCGAUCGUGUCAGCAAACAGACUGCAGCGAUGGGCAGUGGCACUGAUGGGAUACAGCUUCCGGAUUGAAUACCGGUCAACAGCGGACUUCGGGCAAGCUGAUGGACUCAGUAGGUUGCCGCUGCACUCCAAAGACAUGUUCGAUGUCAACGAUUGGGGAAUGAGUGAAGUGGUGCACCAAAUCGACGUUGAGCAGUUGUCCGAAACACCUGUCGACGCACGGAAGAUUGCGUCAGCGACCGGUAAAGAUCCGCUUCUUGCGCGCUGCAGACAUCUGGUACUGUCCGGAUGGCCAGAUAAGGCUCCAGCAGAUAUCCAGCCAUACUACCAGCGCCGAUUUCAGUUGUCGGUGGUCAGUGGUUGCGUGGUUUGGGGAGCAAGGACAGUGAUUCCAACCGCCCUCAGGACGCAGCUACUGAAUUAUCUGCAUCAGACCCAUGCAGGUGUAGUCAGGAUGAAGGCGGAAGCGCGCAGUCACUUCUGGUGGCCAGGAAUGGACGGCGACAUUGAACGCCUGUCUCAGAACUGUCCACAGUGCAGCCUGGCAUCAAAGAGACACCAAAAGUCCCCUGCAGCAAUGGCCGAUAGCGGAGCGUGCGUGGGAACGUGUCCACAUGGAUUUCGCGGGACCGUUUCGUAA